This is a messenger RNA of Clupea harengus (Atlantic herring), 378 nucleotides long. Its product is annotated as gap junction alpha-8 protein-like. The record is from RefSeq and is a predicted model, not a curated record. Lineage: Eukaryota; Metazoa; Chordata; Actinopteri; Clupeiformes; Clupeidae. The coding region runs from base 48 to 350 and encodes 100 amino acids. The transcript has a single exon.
AGGAGGUGGGAUCUCCAGGGAAGUUAGGAAAGGAGGUGAAGCCUUUAAUGGAGCCGACAAAGCAGGUGAAACCCCUGGAACUUAGUAAAGAGGCAGACGACCCAGGAGAAGAGGUAGUGUGUGGAGAGGUGAAGUCUCCAAAGGAGGCGAUGGAGGAGGUGAGGGAGGUGACAGCUGUACAGGAGGUGCAUGAGGAGCUGGGAGGUGUGCAGGAGGUGCAGGAGGAGGUGAGGAAAGCCUCUGGGGCUCAGGAGGAGCUGGAGAACUCUGAGCGAGCGGAGGAGACCAGGAGCCUGAGCCGCCUCAGCAGGGGCAGCUGCAGAGCACGAUCAGACGACCUGACCAUAUGAGCCAUACACAAACAAACACACAAACAAA